UUAUCCGGGAGUUUACCGAAUAGCCCAAAAUGCCUGCUGUCCCUGGAAAAGAGAAGGAAGCGUCUUCCAAAGACACUAAAAGGCCGAAAGGAAUCAGAGCCAUUCUUCUCGGCCCUCCGGGGGCAGGAAAAGGCACUCAGGCUCCUCAAUUAGUGGAAAGGUUUUGUGUGUGUCAUCUGGCAACAGGCGACAUGUUGAGGGAAGUGGUCGCUUCCGGAAGUGAUUUGGGUAAGAAGGUGAAACAAGUUAUGGAUUCGGGAAAGCUCGUCACUGAUGAAUUAAUAGUUGAAAUGAUUGAGAACAAACUUGGCCAGCCAGAAUGCAGCAACGGCUUCCUACUCGAUGGUUUCCCAAGAACAAUCGGACAAGCAAAGAGUUUGGAUGGCAUCCUCACAAAGACCAAGAAGCCACUAGAUUCCGUCAUUGAAUUUGGUAUUGAUGAUGAUCUGUUGGUUUCUCGGAUCACUGGGAGACUCAUCCAUAGAACCAGUGGUCGUACGUACCACACUGAAUUCAACCCACCCAAAGAGUCAAUGAAGGACGACGUGACCGGCGAGCCUCUGAUGAGACGAUCUGAUGACAAUGCGGAGACCCUGAAGAAGCGCCUGCAGACGUAUCACGAGCAAACGAAGCCACUCGUCGACUACUACCAACAGAAAGGGAUCCUCACACGAGUCGACGCGUCGAAAAAUCCGUCAGUUGUGUUUGCAAGCAUUCUAGCAGCCUUCAGUGUAAAGGCAGACUGAAACAAUGUGACUGACACAUUAGACUGAAUUCAUCACGUGACCAUAAUGUAUCACGUGAUUGUAUUGUAUCACGUGAUUAUAGUCACGUGACUAGGCGUGGCUCAAUAAAUUUGAUAUUUGACAAACUAUAUUACAAU
Corticium candelabrum is the source of this 883-nucleotide messenger RNA. Its product is annotated as adenylate kinase 2, mitochondrial-like. Gene Ontology annotation, molecular function: AMP kinase activity; ATP binding. Gene Ontology annotation, cellular component: mitochondrion; cytoplasm. The coding region runs from base 30 to 746 and encodes 238 amino acids. The record is from RefSeq and is a predicted model, not a curated record. NCBI's taxonomy places the organism in Eukaryota, Metazoa, Porifera, Homoscleromorpha, Homosclerophorida, Plakinidae. Gene Ontology annotation, biological process: ADP biosynthetic process. The transcript is spliced from 7 exons.